GCGCUCUCUGCGCUCACUCUUCCACAUCUUUACGCAAAGGGUAAUGCCAGGUCUACUGCAUGAGGAACUCCCUACGAAAAGACGAAAGCUCUUAGGAAAUGGCUUGUAUCGAGACGUGCUCGGUAGCCCAAAGUUUGUUGUGGCACCAAUGGUAGACCAGAGCGAACUGCCGUGGAGAAUCUUGUCCCGUCAUUACGGAGCUCAGCUUGUAUACACUCCAAUGAUCAAUGCUCGAAUGUUAUCCGAGGAUAAGCACAAGAGCUACAAGGAACAGGCCUUUAACCUGUCUCACGGAGAAGAAGGCAGCACAUUUGAUCGUCCCCUAAUCGUUCAAUUUGCCGCCAACGAUCCAGAUCAGUUGCUUAAGGCUGCAAAAUUAGUGGAAUCUCAUUGUGAUGCCGUUGAUAUCAACUUCGGUUGCCCGCAGGACAUUGCAAGGCGAGGUCAUUAUGGGUCUUACUUGCAGGAUGAUUGGGAUCUGGUUUAUCGCCUUAUUAAUACCCUACAUGAAAAUUUGUCCAUACCUGUAACGGCUAAAUUUCGUGUCUUCCCCACUGUCGAGAAAACAGUCGAGUAUGCAAAAAUGAUGGAACGCGCUGGGGCCCAGAUUCUUACUUGUCACGGUCGAACGCGAGAUCAGAGGGGUCAAAACACGGGUUUGGCAGAUUGGGACAAAAUCCGAGCUGUCAAGCAAGCCGUCGCAGUUCCUGUCUUUGCGAACGGAAAUAUUCUCUUUCAUAGCGAUAUUCAACGAUGUCUCGAAGUGACGGGCGCAGAUGCUGUAAUGACCGCAGAGGCUAACCUGUACAAUCCAACCGUAUUGCUUCGCGCCUCUGCGAUCCCAUCUGCAUCAUGCGAUCCCGACCCGUUGUCAUCGACGAACGUUCAUCCAUCGUCUGCAUUUUUUACGCUACCCGAUGACCCCGGCGCGUACCUCCCGUCAACAGUACUUGCAUUUGAAUAUCUCAAGAUCGUGCGGGCAUUACGGACGCCCACGCAUACAAGCGCGAUCAAAGGGCAUCUCUUCAAGUUACUUCGACCAGCCCUUAUUAUCCACACGGACCUCCGAGCGAAGUUGGGGAUGGUCAGCUCGAAGAAGGGAAUGGACGCACUGCUUGACGAGUACGAGUCCAUCAUACGCGAGGCUGAGACACGUGUGACGCCAGAGAUAGAGCGCGUACGAAAAGGAGAAGUACAAUUGGAGGACCUCGUGACCGUCGACGAAGUGUCGGGCUUGCGUAUCUUACCGCAUUGGUUGGCACAGCCGUAUUUCCGUCCGGCAAAACCUAGGAAACCGGACGCCACACAAAGACCAAUACCGACCAGUACGCAGAAUAGUGCAAAGGAAGGCGAAACAAAGACUGGCCCCCUAGCCAAUGACGCUACUUAGAUGAUGCGACGGCUAAAGGCAGCACCCUGGAAGAAGCUGCUGUCGCAACAGUGGUCUGGUCGAGUGUCGGAGAUGAUUAGGAAGUCGUGUUAUAAUUUCAUAUUCAUUACGGAUAUUAUUGGUAUACACUUACAGUAUAGAUCUGCAUGGCAUAUUAUUUAUUAUUUCAUGGUACACCUUUCGGGCUAAUCUAUAUUCCC
Fomitiporia mediterranea MF3/22 is the source of this 1590-nucleotide messenger RNA. Its product is annotated as Dus-domain-containing protein. Bases 44 to 1390 code for a protein of 448 amino acids. Gene Ontology annotation, biological process: tRNA processing. Gene Ontology annotation, molecular function: tRNA dihydrouridine synthase activity; flavin adenine dinucleotide binding. NCBI's taxonomy places the organism in Eukaryota, Fungi, Basidiomycota, Agaricomycetes, Hymenochaetales, Hymenochaetaceae. The transcript has 6 exons. The record is from RefSeq and is a predicted model, not a curated record.